Molecule: messenger RNA, 1782 nt
Organism: Pochonia chlamydosporia 170
Lineage: Eukaryota; Fungi; Ascomycota; Sordariomycetes; Hypocreales; Clavicipitaceae
Product: maltase
Exons: 1
Coding region: 1-1782 (593 amino acids)
Biological process (GO): oligosaccharide catabolic process
Molecular function (GO): alpha-amylase activity
Source: RefSeq, a predicted model, not a curated record
AUGGGUGCCUUUGUCCCUCGAGAUACACCAUAUUGGAAAGAUGCAACCUUCUACCAAGUCUAUCCAGCUUCCUUCAAAGACUCCAAUAAUGACGGCUGGGGAGACCUUCCGGGCCUUAUUUCCAAACUGGACUACAUAUCUGACCUAGGUGUUGAUGUAGUCUGGGUUUCGCCCAUUUUCGAGUCUCCCCAGAAGGAUAUGGGCUACGAUGUAUCAGACUAUCAAGCCAUCUAUGCACCCUACGGCACAGUCGAAGAUGUCGACACGCUCGUUAAAGAAUGCCAUUCCAGGGACAUGAAGGUAAUUCUGGACCUGGUUGUCAACCACACCUCAUCAGAGCACCAAUGGUUCAAAGAGUCCCGCUCGUCAAAAAAUAACCCUAAGCGCGAUUGGUAUAUCUGGAAGCCAGCUCGUUAUGAUGAGAACGGCGUCAGACAUCCUCCAACCAACUGGAGAGGGUAUUUCGCCAGUUCAACGUGGACGUGGGACGAGGCCACGCAGGAAUACUACCUGCAUCUGUACGCAGCCGACCAGCCGGAUCUGAAUUGGGAGAAUAAAGCGUGCCGAGAGGCUAUCUAUGAGGAAACCAUGCGCUUCUGGCUGGAUCGCGGAGUUGAUGGUUUCCGCAUCGAUACUGUGAACAAGUACUCAAAACGACAGGAUUAUGUUGACGCCCCCAUCACGGAUCCUGCUUCUGAGCAUCAGCCUGCGCCGGAAAUGUGGUGUAAUGGUCCUAGGAUACAUGAGUUCAUCAACGAGAUGAACCGUGAGGCACUGGCACCAUACAAUGCCGUGUCCGUGGGAGAAUUAUCUCUCACGCCUCAUCCGUCGCAGGUCGUUCCAUACGUGUCUGCUGCAGCAAAGGAGCUCGACAUGGUCUUUGAGUUUUCCGUCAUUCGUCUCGGGACGGGAGAUGGCUUUGGCGCAAAGUACAUCUACAACCCCUAUCCACUCACCAAGCUCAAAAGUCUGACUCAAACGUGGCAAUCUUUUAUUGAAGGCACGGAUGCGUGGGCAACCGCCUUCAUUGAAAACCACGACAAUGGCCGCGCCAUUUCUCGUUUUGGAAAUGCUUCCACACGCGACAAGUGGCUGUCUUCUGGAAAGACUAUUGCAUUGUGGCAAGCUACACUUAGCGGAUCUCUGUUUCUAUAUCAGGGACAAGAAAUCGGCAUGGUAAAUAUGCCAAAGACCUGGGGUAUAGAAGAGUACAAGGAUAUCGAAAGCCGCAAUUUUUACGCCGAGGCCGCUGCCUCUGGAAACCAGGAGAGAGCAGAUGAUACGAUGAAGGGUCUACAGAUCCUAGCAAGAGACCAUUCUAGAAUACCAUUCCAAUGGGACGAGUCGCCUCAUGCCGGCUUUACUGAGCACGGCAGGCCCUGGAUGAAGGUGCACGAUGACUACCGGGCCAUCAACGCCUCGCAACAGGAAAGGGACCCGGACUCGAUAUUGAACUUUUACAAGCAGGCCUUGAAGAUGAGAAAAGCUCACCGAGACGUCUUCAUCCAUGGGUCCUUCAAAUUGGUAAAUCCAGAGGAUGAGAACAUUUUCGCCUAUGUCAAGACAUCCAGCACGCGGGUCAAUGAACGGGGACAAUUCGCAAACGCCCUCGUGGUUUUGAACAUGAGCGACGACGACCAGCUAUAUCCGAACGUGGCGGCGGUGUUGAAGUGCAGUGAUGAGGACGUGCGGUGCCUCAUGACUACUGACAGUGCCGUGAAAGGAGGAGAUGGUAGCCGGGUUAUUGGUGGCUGGCAAGGUCGUGUGUAUGUCAAUUUUUAG